This is a messenger RNA of Fibroporia radiculosa, 3681 nucleotides long. RefSeq lists its product as uncharacterized. Lineage: Eukaryota; Fungi; Basidiomycota; Agaricomycetes; Polyporales; Fibroporiaceae. Gene Ontology annotation, biological process: microtubule-based movement. Gene Ontology annotation, molecular function: dynein intermediate chain binding; dynein light intermediate chain binding; minus-end-directed microtubule motor activity. The transcript has 13 exons. The record is from RefSeq and is a predicted model, not a curated record. The coding region runs from base 1 to 3681 and encodes 1226 amino acids. Gene Ontology annotation, cellular component: dynein complex.
AUGCAUCCCAUCCAGCAGUACUUCUCAGGUCACCGCAAGCCCCUUCCCCGCGUCUUCUCCUGGGCAGCGCGGAAUCCCUCAAAGUCCAAGCUAGUCUAUCGCUUCGGCCAAUCGAAAGACUCUCUUGCUUCUGAUCCACCCUCCGCCAUGGCUGCUGUCGAUUCUUCCAUGAACCCUGUGGCGACUGCCAAUGGCACAGCUCACACCAAUGGCAAUGGCAUACUCCAUGACAGCCUAGCAGAGCCUCCGUCUAUUCCCUUCGAUUCGUCCAUUUUCCGUGGCUACCUCCUUGCUCUGCUUCCUCCUCUAGCGGGUGCUUCUCCGGACGAGCUCGAAACACUCUUCGAUGAUGACUUCAAUGAUCGCUUCUUGCGCUUCGCAGGUGAGGGUGGAGGUGUCAUAUACGUUGUAAAAAGGAAGGAAGAUGGAGAAGAGGAUGCGCCCCCGAUUUACACUUAUAAGCUCACUCCCCAGCUAACUUAUGAUUCCUCGCACGUCACGACUCUCGCUAUCAUCAAACGCGGUCCUACUCUCGAUCCCACCGCACCUCUUUCUACACAGCUGCAUCUUCUCAACCUCUUUGGAGGCGACGAGACUCCUUAUGAAAGUCUCCAUGCCGUAGUGAGCUGCGCAGUAAAGCCUUGGUUCGAAGCAUUUGUUGGUGCCCGUGGCGUAGGCAAGGAUGGGGACUCGAAGAUGGGCAUUCCCAUGACGAAGAAAAAAUUCGCCGAGCUCGAAUUAUCUUUACUCCACUUGCAGCAGAACGUCGAGAUACCGGAGACGCAUCUCAUCAUUCAUCCUGUCAUACAACGAACGGUCGAACAAGCACGAACGGCGGGCACGCGGCCAAGUAUUUCAGACAUCCCGGCUAAGUUGCUCAAUGACAGCAGCUUCCUUAAUACAUUACAUAGUCAUGUCAAUCAGUGGAUCAAGUCCAUCCAGACUGUCACUAAACUCUCGCGCGAUGUGUCUUCGGGUACCGCUUCGCAAGAGAUUAACUUUUGGCUCAGCCUGGAGAGAGCUCUGGAAGGAAUCGAAGCUCAACUCCGAAGUGAAGAAGUCAACAUGGUCAUGGACUGCCUCCGAAAUGCCAAGCGAUUUCACGCUACAGUCAGUUUCAUAGCUGAUACCGGAUUAAAGGAUGCCACAGACACUGUACAUAAGUACAAUCAGCUCAUGAAGGACUUUCCGCUGAACGAGCUGCUGUCCGCGACCGAUCUAGAUAAAAUCCAAGAGUCCUUGAUCUUGAUUUUUGGACAUAUUAAUCGCAAACUGAAAUUGUCGCCAUACCCUAUUCGACGUGCUCUCCCCCUUGUAGAAGCCAUCUCUCGCGACUUCAAUGACCAGCUUCUUCGCGUUCUAACCUCUCACCGAUUAUUAUAUACGCCGUAUGAAACUUUUGAACGCCUAUUAUCCCAAACCAUAGGCAUUUUUCGGACAUGGGAUGACAAUAUCAAGGAAUUUACGAACGUGGCUCGUGAAGUCACUCGUAGGAGAUCCGAAAAGUUUAUCCCGAUCAAAGUAGUUCCUGCUCAUGCCAAGCUUCAAGACCGUACAUCUUACCUCCGUGACUGGCGGAAGCAGCACGAACAGCUUGCCGUGAUGACAGGCCCAACGAAGGGUCUUGGUGGUGCCGGUGUGGAGAUCGGAGGGAUGGACAUGGAAGCGGAAGUCAAGGAAGCUUAUGAAGUAAUCAAGAGAAUUGAUGUUCUUGACGUCUCCAUUGAGGGUAGCGAGAUUUGGGUGGCGGCUGAGAACGCAUACAACGAACGUGUUGCAAGAGUCGAGAAUCAAAUCAUUGCUCGACUUCGAGAUCGGCUGGGGACCGCUCGUAAUGCGAAUGAGAUGUUCCGUGUCUUUUCGAAGUUCAAUGCGCUAUUUGUUAGGCCGAAGAUUCGAGGUGCCAUCCAAGAAUACCAGACGCAGCUUAUUGACUCAGUUAAGGAGGACAUCAAACGUUUGCACGACAAGUUCAAGACGCAGUAUCGGUUUUCCGAGGCGUAUCAUAUGUCCCAGAUGCGCGACCUUCCACCGAUAUCAGGGGCUAUCAUCUGGGCUCGUCAGAUCGACCGGCAACUGCAAACUUACAUGAAGCGUGUUGAGGAUGUCCUAGGCAAAGGUUGGGAAUUGUAUGCUGAAGGACAAAAGCUUCAAUCAGAAAGCACCGCAUUCCGAAAGAAAUUGGAUACGAGGCCGGUCUACGACGCAUGGCUGCACGAUAUCAAUCGGCGAGAUAUGGGCGUGAACGGUCGAUUAUUCGAGAUUGUCCGACUACGUGGCGGCGGCUUCCAGCUCGCGGUAAACUUUGACCCUCAGAUCAUCACACUUUUUAAGGAAGUUAGAAACCUACUGUGGCAGAACUUCCAGGUUCCGCACGCAAUUACGAACAUGGCUAAGGACGCCAAGCGAGUAUAUCCUCACGCGGUUAGCCUCAUGGAAACAGUACGGACGUACGGCCAAACACUCGACUUGGUAGAGAAGAACAAAGGUAUUGAGUGGCUUGUAGCGGAGUAUCGCAACGAAGCACAGCGCAUGAUUACUCGCGGUAUGAACAUUAGAUGGGACUAUUUUGUGAAUCAGUAUGAUACGACAAGAUACGUUUCUAGCGGUGACGCUCGUGACAACCGACAUAUACAGUUUGUAAGAGAAUUCGCCAGUAUUAUCUCAGUCUUGCAGGACAAGACGAAUAAUGUCAUUGAUUUGUACAAAGACAUAACCCGUGCCGUCGAGGAACUAUCAACAUGUCCUUACACUUCCGAUGCACUUUCAGAGCUUCUGAGUCGGAUACAAGCUGCGAUUGACCGACUGAACCUUGAGGGAUAUGCCAACCUAGAACACUGGGUAUCGGAACUUGACCAACGAAUAGAGGGCAUCUUGUUGCAGCGUUUAACGCACAUAAUUCAAGUAUGGUGCUCAGAAUUUGAUCGUACCGAUGACGCCGAUGGACGACGUGAACCACUGGUUUUGAGAGACAUCUCGAAUAAGCGACGUGGGGAUAAGAGGGUUAAGGAUGAGAAGUCGCUAGAGGGCGGAUUGAGUCUCCACACUAUAGUACACGAAAUCAGGAUACAAAAUCAAGUAAUUUUCCUCGACCCACCAAUAGAGUAUGCCCGGCAAACUUGGGUUCGGGAGUUGCACAAGUGGUUGGGCAUCGUGUGUCAGUUGCGGAGAAUUCAGAGCUCUCGGUAUGAGAUCGGUCUACAGAUGCAGAGCUCGACAGCAACUGAACUAACCUACACCUCGCUGCUCACUCGGUUCACGGAUUCAACCCUGGAACGACCGUUCGCUCUGAUUGAACACAAAGUCCAACAGCUGAAGGAUUACGUAGCCAAAUGGCUGCAAUUCCAGUCCCUCUGGGACCUUGAAACGGAAUAUGUCUUCAACCGACUUGGGGAUUCACUGGGCCACUGGCAGCAGCUACUCACUGAGAUCAAGAAAGCUCGGUCCACAUUCGACACUUCGGAAACACAGAAAUCGUUUGGCGUGUGCAUCAUUGACUACGAGCAGGUCCAGGCGAGAGUCAAUGCCAAGUACGAUGCCUGGCAAAGAGAUAUCCUUAGUCGUUUCGGAGUGAAGCUGGGUAACGCUAUGAAGGAGAUGCAUGCAACCAUUCUCAAAGCUAGAAAUGAACUCGAGCACCAGUCAAUAGAGGGUUUGGUCGGAGGUCCACGAAGGUUUUAG